Messenger RNA from Cydia fagiglandana, 3770 nucleotides. RefSeq names its product serum response factor homolog (gene bs). Gene Ontology annotation, molecular function: DNA-binding transcription factor activity, RNA polymerase II-specific; RNA polymerase II cis-regulatory region sequence-specific DNA binding; protein dimerization activity. Gene Ontology annotation, biological process: positive regulation of transcription by RNA polymerase II. The transcript is spliced from 7 exons. Bases 149 to 1345 code for a protein of 398 amino acids. NCBI's taxonomy places the organism in Eukaryota, Metazoa, Arthropoda, Insecta, Lepidoptera, Tortricidae. The record is from RefSeq and is a predicted model, not a curated record.
UCGCGAAGUCAGUCACGGUCCGAGCGGCCGACCCGUCAGUCCCGCCCUCGGUUCAUUCGCGUUUUCGGUCAGUCUCCGUUCGGCAUUACGAACGGUGAGGUGUGUGAAGCGCGUGCGCGCACCGUUUACUGUGGCGUACUGUGAGGUUAUGAUGGACGCGCCCGGCGGAGCGCGGGAGCCCCGCUUCGGGUCGCCGUAUGGGAUGGGUCUCCUGGGAGACGUGGGGGACAUGUACGGCGCGGGCCGGGCGCCGGGCUCGCUCGGCGGCGGCUCGCUGCGGCCGGGGCUGCAGCCCUGCCCGGGCCCGCGCGGCGUGAAGCGGCCCUCCGACCAGUGUUACGACGAGCGGCCGUCCCAGAGCCUAGGGCUCGACCAUUGCCCCAUGCCGGACAUAGCAGACGAUGGCUAUGCAUCUCUUCAGCCGAAGAAGUCACCCCCGUCCAAUGGCAAGAAGACCAAAGGCCGAGUUAAGAUCAAGAUGGAGUACAUAGACAACAAACUACGGCGAUACACCACGUUCUCGAAGCGAAAGACGGGCAUUAUGAAGAAGGCAUACGAACUGUCAACCCUGACGGGCACACAAGUGAUGCUACUAGUGGCCUCAGAAACGGGGCAUGUGUACACGUUUGCGACGCGGAAACUGCAGCCCAUGAUCACCUCGGAUUCGGGCAAGCGGCUCAUCCAGACGUGUCUCAACUCGCCCGACCCGCCCACCACCAGCGAGCAGCGCAUGGCAGCCACCGGCUUCGAGGAAACCGAGCUCACCUAUAACGUAGAUAACGAGGACAUGAAGGAGGAAGAGUCGACAGCCAAAGAAGGUUGCAAGGACGAGCCAGCGUCAUCUGGUGACAGUGGGGACGAGAGCGGCAGCGAUCCCGAGUCUCCGAGUGACAAGCUCAACCAAGCGGCUUUUAAACAGGAGUGGGCUUGCAAUAGCAGUACUGAACGGGAAGGCGGUAGCAGGGAACCACAAGCGUCCACAUCGUCAACCACUCAAGAAGCAGACAGCAGUAAAGCCAGUCAACCACCGAUGCCAAAGAUCUUGCCAAAGAUAGACUUGCCUGGAGGCGCCAUGCUCUACCCGGGGAUGUUAGCCGGAGUGGGACUCGACGGGCUGGGCUCGAACCUGAGCCUGGGUAACUUGGCCAUGGGGUACCCGCACAGUUUUAUACUCGGGCUCGCUAAUCAGGGGCAGGAAGGUGCGUCAUCAUCGAACCAGCCUCAGUUCAUUACCAUCCCGCUGUCAAUGGCGAUGGGCAACCCGCAGGCUCCGAACGGUUGUCCAAGCGCCUCAAGCGAUGAUAGCAGCGAGCUGCAAGACCUUAGCACUGGUGGGAGGAAGUGAGACGGCGAAUAAAAGUGUUAACGUAUAAAUUGCUCCUAAUUAUUUUCAAACUCAAUAUAUUCUCAGGAUAUUAAUAUACCAGUACUCAAUCACAUUGUUAAAUAUCACGAAAAAUGCUAGAUAUAUCCCUUUAAAUUUUUUAUGUCAGUUAUUGUCAUAAUUAGGUACAUAACAUUUAUAUACCUACGUCCAGGUAUAUUCAUGUACGAAUUUGAUUUAAGAUGUAUUCGUUAUGUGUAAUAUAAUCUGUACUUAAACUUGCCUAAAAUUAUAUAUAAUAAACCAAUGUAGGUAUCAUUAUGUAACAUAUGUAAAUGAAACUAACGCAAACCUGGUUUGCAAAUUUUGUGCUUUAUACUCUUAGUAACCAGGGUGUUUUGUAAAAAGUAACUAUUUUUAUACAAAUCCGUGUAAGAUAAUUUAUUAUCAAAUGCAGUUUUUUGGUUUUUUAAAGUUAACUAAAAGGAAACAAAUAUUAUGAUAAAAUAGUCGGCUAUCCGAUAUUUCAAUUAUUUUUGACCAUAAAGGUAUUUACCGUUCGAAUUCAGAUUACACAGCAUAACAACUGCUGUCAUAAUAAUUUAUUUAUUCAUAACAUUUUUAUAAGACAAUAAAAAUACUAAUAAAUACAAAAAUUUACCUAAGUCACUCAGUAGGGUGCCCAGAAGGCUGGCCGCAUUGCAUUAAAUUAAAUUGAUUGAAUUGAAUUGAAUACUGGUAUGGUCUGAAUCGGAAAGGUUGAAGCAUUUCUUAUGUUAUGCUAUGUUUUUAAAAUAGUAUAAUCACAAGUAAUUGAAUCCUGUACAUUAAUAAUUUCAUUUCUAUAAAAGUAUUUAUAGAUAUUAGCAAACUAUUGUAAUUGAAUGUUUUUGUGUAACAAUAUUAUAAAAUCGGCUUACACAUAUUUAGUGAAAAUCAUUCUGUAAGAUUCCUACGUGUAGCAUUAGGAGUGAAUAUUUGUGAAAUUUCUUCAUAAGUUUUUUUAACCAAUAUUGACUGUAAGAUAGUUUUGUUCGAAUUUGUUGUAAGUUUCAAGUAUUUUGUACCGAAUUAAGGUUAUUAAGUUACGUUAAUAAUUCAGUCAUUUACAUCAAACCUAUAAAAUAUGCAAAACAUUACAAUACACUAAGAAAUCAUUAUAGCACAUCGUAAUAUGUUAUGGGGGUCUAGCUAAGAUGACAAUCUUAUAUCGACAAAGUCCGGUCAAAAAAAGUAAAAAUGUAUUGGGAUAACAUAUGUAAACGCUUGUCUCUUGGCUAAGGUCCCAACUGGACACUCUGUAUUUUCGACCCUAGUUUGAAUAUAAAAAUCGCAUUUAUUCGUUACAUUAUUUAAGUUAACUUCUAAACCGAAUACAAUUGAAUACCGAUUAUCAAAUGUGCUUUUGGAUAAAUCUCAAAAGUACCCUGGUACUUGUGAGGAAAUUUAUAUGGGCGGAAACUGGUAUGUCGUCAUUGUGCAUCUCAUUAGAGACAAUGUGGUUUACCAAAAACCACAGCUCAGGAACACACUACACAUACUUAUUGAUUGUAUAGAGACCGAUUCGGAUAGUAAUUUUAUAGUCGAUUUAUUUUUUCAUUAUUUUUUUAUAAUAUCUGUCUGAUUUGCGGGGCUUAUCAUUCUAGGCGGGAUAAUACGAAAUAACAACUUGUCCCGAAAAAAUGCAUGUAAUUUUUCGUUAAGUUAAGUUACGAAAGUAGGAAGCGUCUUUUUGCGUUCUUUUACGUAACUCAGUAAAAGAAAUUCUAGUACAUACGACGAAACAGCGCUUAAUUUUACUAAAUUGUGAAUUCAACAGGUAGCACCAAAUGUUAUCGAAAUUUGACGAAAAACUAAAAAAAAGUUUGCAGCGAUUUUGAUAGCCCGCGCAGUGUAAGUUGUAUUUAUACGUGAUAUUUUCACAGAAGUUUGACAUUUAAAAGAACACUUGCAUAGCGUGGGCUAUCAAAAUCACUGCAGACUUUUCUAACUCUAACAAAAUUAAAUUUGGCCCUGAUCUGUCAACCACUCAAUCAUAUCCAAUCCAUAACCAAUUGAUAACAAGAAAAAACUAUCUUGAUAGGCUUCUUGGUUGCAGUUUUCAUUGAAAGGACAACCUAUAAAUUAAGCGGAAACUUGUAUAAUCUUCUUGUGGAGCUUUCUUUGAUACCAUUGUCAUCUAUAUCGUCUUUCUAAAAGUAUUACUGUAUGCUGCUAAGUAAUCAAGUUAUCUUGACUGUACUUACAUCAAUAUUCGAUACUUAUAACACCAAUUUUCGUAAUAUGCCCUAAAUAUACUUUAAUUUCUUUUAUUUUGAGGUGAUUAAAUCGGUAUUUAAUUGUAACUAUGUGUUAUUAAUUUUGCGCGGUAAAGUCAUUCUGUUAAGCGCAGAUUUCCUAUGAAUGUUACUUUUCUUUUUUUAGUAAAUAAAAAUAUAAAAUUUAA